AUGAGAAAUUUACGACGCAAUCAAGAAGAUGAAAGAAUUAUCGUACCCUUAAAUGAACAAAAUGGAACCGAAACUUCCAUAACAAAAGAUUCAUCGACUGGCUCGGCAACUGUUAAAUCAAAUCAAGAACCACUCUUUCCAACCGAAACAUUACCAUCAUUGACGAUAACAAUCACUCCCCCAACUGUUACAAAUAAUCCUACUACUAAAAUAUUAACCAAAAUUUCAACAUUCAUAAGUGGAACGUUAACUACAUUAACAUCAACAAUCGAAGUACCGAUUACAACCGAUACAUCAUCCGUUCCUACGCCAACUUUACCGAUAGAUAUACCACCACCUAAAGAACCAGGUGUCGAUAAAAUUCCACCAGAUGAUGGAAGCGUUCCAGAAAAUACAAAAGGUGAAAAAACUCCUCCGAAUCAAGAUGAAGUGGAUGAUAUAUCAAAUACUCCGGGAAAAUAUGACGAUGACGAUACAGAGAAAAAUUCUGACAAGAAACCUGGAGCUUCAAAAGAACCCAAAGGAUCAGAAGAACCUAAAAAUCAGGAAAAAGUACCGAAGGGUGAUAAAAAACCUGGAAAGGCUAAAGCACAAAAAGGCGGUAAAAAAACUAAAGUGUCAAAAAAGACUAAAGGGCCUGAAGUGCAAAAAGACCCUAAAGAACCUGAAGUACCAGAAGGACCUAAGAUUUCAAAAGUUCCCGGGGAAGGUGGGGUUCCAGAGGGUGGUAAGGAACCGAAAGUUCCCGGAGAAGGUGGGGUUCCAGAGGGUGGUAAGGAACCGAAAGUUCCCGGAGAAGGUGGGGUUCCAGGGGGUGGUAAUGAACCGAAAGUUCCCGGAGAAGGUGGGGGUCCAGGGGGUGGUAAGGAACCCAAAGCUCCUGAAGAAGGUGGUGUGCCAGGGGGUGCUGGUAAGGAACCGAAAAUUCCAACGGAAGGUGGCGUACCCGUCGGUGACAAAGAAAAAGGUGUACCACCAAAAGAGCCAGAAGCACCAGGGGGGCAAGGAUCAAAUACGCCCGAGUCAGAUGUACCAAAGUUGCCGGGAGGAAAUAAUGUGUCGGAAGUAACAGAUGAUUAUAUGGGAAAUAGCAAGACUUUGGGACUUGCAAUUGGGGGUGUUUUAGCGGGCAUAAUAGCGAUUGGAAUGAUGUUAAUAGUAUUAUUGAAAAAGAACAAAAUAUGUACAGAGGAAAAGGAAUUAACAGCAAGUGAUUCAAUGGAAUCAGGUCAACCUUCUCCAGCAGCUCCACCAGAAGUUUACCUUCGACAAAAUCGAACGAGCGCAAAUUCUUCCAUUAUAUCAACCAUAUCAUCAUCAUCAUUGAGAUUGAUUUCUGCAAUAAAAAACUCAGUUUCUAACAUCCUUCCAAUACCAAAUGAUGCUGCUAAUCUUACCGGUCGAAGCAAAUUUAUUGAACAACUGUGA
Funneliformis mosseae is the source of this 1428-nucleotide messenger RNA. The record is from the annotation of a GenBank genome assembly. NCBI's taxonomy places the organism in Eukaryota, Fungi, Glomeromycota, Glomeromycetes, Glomerales, Glomeraceae.